Cariama cristata (Red-legged seriema) is the source of this 1935-nucleotide messenger RNA. Its product is annotated as zinc finger protein 536-like. The record is from RefSeq and is a predicted model, not a curated record. The transcript is spliced from 4 exons. Gene Ontology annotation, biological process: regulation of DNA-templated transcription. Lineage: Eukaryota; Metazoa; Chordata; Aves; Cariamiformes; Cariamidae. Gene Ontology annotation, molecular function: RNA polymerase II cis-regulatory region sequence-specific DNA binding; DNA-binding transcription factor activity, RNA polymerase II-specific. The annotation marks the transcript as partial. Gene Ontology annotation, cellular component: nucleus.
GCUGCUUGGAUAAUAGCAGCUUAUUCAAGAUGGCUGAGAAUAUCUGUUUCUUUACAUCAGAAGAGAGAUGAGAUGUCCUGGAGUCUCACGCAUUGUAUUACAAUGCAAAGAAUAAGUGUAGCUGUGAACACCAAAGGAAAAAACUCAGGAGCUGCGGACAUUGGAGAAGAAGCUGGGAGAUCUGUAGGAGUCCAGCAGCCAGCUUUACUGAGAGACAGGAGCCUUGGUUCUGCCAUGAAAGACUGCCCAUAUUGUGGAAAAACUUUCAGAACAUCACAUCACUUAAAGGUCCACUUGAGAAUACAUACAGGUGAGAAGCCUUACAAGUGUCCGCAUUGUGAUUAUGCUGGUACUCAGUCUGCGUCCCUCAAAUACCACUUGGAACGACACCAUCGGGAGCGACAGAAUGGAGCAGGACCACUCUCUGGACAGACUGCAAGUCAAGAACACAAAGAUGAGACAUCAAGUAAAAGUUCUGUGUUUAUUAGACCAGAUAUAUUGAGAGGAGCCUUCAAGGGGCUUCCUGGUAUUGAUUUCCGAAGUGGCAUGGUCUCGCAGCAGUGGACGUCAGGAAUGCUGUCUUCUGGAGAUCAGCAAGGACAAGCAGCUGGCAUGUCAUCUGAAGUAUCUUCAGAUAAUAUGAAGGGUUCAGACAUAUCUUCCAAAGGAACACACUUCUCUGAACUUGGCCGUGCUUAUCAGAACAUGGUUGGGAAUGGUGUGAACUUUCAAGGGUCUUUGCAGGCUUUCAUGGACAGCUUUGUCCUAAGUUCUUUGAAGAAAGAAAAAGAAAUGAAGGAUAAAGCUCUCUCAGAUCCACUUUCAGCAAAAGCUCUGGGCUCAGAUGGUGGCGAGGAAAAGAUAAAUAGCAAGUCCUCACAGCGAAAAACAGAAAAGUCGCAAUAUGAACCUCUUGACUUAUCCGUAAGGCCGGAUGCAGCCUCCCUCCCAGGUUCAUCUGUUACUGUGCAAGACAAUAUUGCUUGGCACGGCUGCUUAUUUUGUUCCUUUACAACUUCAUCUAUGGAACUAAUGGCUCUGCACCUCCAGGCCAAUCAUUUGGGCAAGGCUAAACGUAAAGACAUCAUAGGGAACAACAAAGACCAAUCUAGAGAAGCUUCAGCCUCAGUUAAUAAAGUGAGCUUGCUCCCCUCUUCUGUGCAGUCCAGCAAGGAGGCUGUGGUUUCAAACAUGCUGAGCCAGCUCGACUCAGCUUCUGAGAAAAUGACCCAAGGACAAAAUAAAGAGACCCUGGGAGAGCAAAAAAGCACUGCCUGGCCCAGCCACAUGGAAUCCACUUUUUGUAAUUUUACAACAGACUUCUAUAAGCAGUUUGGUGUUUAUCCUGGUGUUAUUGGCACAGGAACACAAAAUUCUUGCACCAGUAGUGAAUCUGAAAUAAAAACACAAUCCGAAGAUGACCCUAAUAUUCUGCUCUCUGACUCUGUAAAUAAAAGUGCUACUGAUGACCUUUCUGACAUAGCUUCAUCUGAGGAUAUGGAAUCUUCUAAGGAAGAAAACAUUGAAGAUGAGGACAUUGACACAGAACCAGAUAUUAUGAAUAAGCAGUUGUCUGCCCUAAAUAAAGAAAGCAGCGAAGGAGGCGACAAUAUACAAAGUGUAGUCACCUCACAACCAACACAAGGGCUCGUAUCAUCACUGCCACAAGCGUCAGAAAAGCAGUGGCACAGUCAGAAUCUUCUAUCCUCCCAUGAAACUGCACAAGGAGUGAUGAAACCCGAACAAGUUCAGGGUCCCCAGGUCCUGGAGAAGCAGAUGAACAUGUUGUCAGUCCUAAGAGCUUACAGCUCUGAUGGCUUAGCAGCCUUUAAUGGACUUGCAAGUAGCACAGCAACUAGUGGAUGUAUCAAGAGACCUGACUUGUGUGUUUCUAAGAAGAAGACAUGCCUUUCCUUGCUGCUUGGCAGCCAGUAG